AUGGGAAAUUAUAAAUCUAGACCAACCCAAACUUGCACUGAUGAAUGGAAGAAGAAAGUUAGUGAAUCGUAUGCUAUAAUCAUAGAACGAUUAGAAGAUGACCUGCAAAUCAAAGAAAAGGAGCUGGCGGAACUGAAGCAUGUUUUUAGCUCUGAUGAAGCCUUCUGCAAAGUCAAUUUAAAUUACCGCACAGAAAAUGGGCUCUCUCUUCUUCAUUUAUGUUGCAUAUGUGGGGGUAACAAAUCACAUAUUAGAACGCUUAUGCUAAAAGGACUGCGCCCAUCCAGAUUAACAAGAAAUGGAUUUACAGCUCUGCACUUGGCAGCUUAUAAGGACGACGCAGAACUGUUAACAGCGCUGCUGCAUGGUGGAGCUGACAUUCAGCAAGUCGGGUAUGGAGCUUUGACAGCCCUCCACAUUGCCACAAUCGCUGGUCAUCAUAAGGCUGUCGAUAUUCUUUUGCAGCAUGGAGCUUAUGUGAAUGUUCAGGAUGCAGUUUUUUUCACCCCAUUGCAUAUUGCUGCAUAUUAUGGCCAUGAACAGGUAACCCACCUCUUACUAAAGUUCGGAGCUGAUGUGAAUGCAAGUGGUGAAGUUGGAGACAGACCUCUCCAUUUGGCUUCUGCCAAAGGCUUUCUCAACAUUACGAAGCUCUUGAUGGAAGAGGGAAGCAAAGCUGAUGUGAAUGCUCAGGACAAUGAAGAUCACGUUCCUCUGCACUUCUGCUGUCGAUUUGGACACCAUGAAAUUGUGAAGUUCUUACUGCAGAGCAGCUUCGAAGUUCAGCCCCAUGUGGUGAAUAUCUAUGGAGACACACCUCUACAUCUUGCGUGUUACAACGGAAAGUUUGAAGUUGUCAAGGAAAUAAUUCAGCUCUCAGGAACAGAAAGUCUCACUAAAGAAAAUAUAUUCAGUGAAACGGCUUUCCACAGUGCUUGCACCUAUGGGAAGAACAUAGAACUUGUGAAAUUUCUUCUUGACCAGAACGUUGUAAGCAUCAAUCACCAGGGAAGAGAUGGACACACAGGAUUACAUUGUGCUUGUUACCAUGGUCAUAUUCGACUUGUACAGUUCUUACUGGAUAACGGAGCUGAUAUGAAUCUGGUAGCUUGUGAUCCCAGCAGGUCCAGUGGAGAAAAGGAUGAGCAGACCUGUUUGAUGUGGGCUUAUGAGAAAGGUCAUGAUGCCAUUGUGACCCUUCUGAAGCAUUAUAAGAGACCUCAAGAUGAAUCACCCUGUAAUGAAUACUCACAACCUGGAGGAGAUGGUUCCUAUGUGUCAGUUCCAUCCCCUCUAGGAAAGAUUAAAAGCAUGACUAAAGAAAAGGCAGAUGUUCUUCUCCUCCGUGCUGGUUUGCCAUCACAUUUCCAUCUUCAGCUCUCUGAAAUAGAGUUCCAUGAGAUUAUCGGCUCAGGGUCUUUUGGAAAAGUAUAUAAGGGACGAUGCAGAAAUAAAAUUGUUGCAAUCAAACGCUAUCGAGCCAAUACCUACUGCUCCAAAUCUGAUGUGGACAUGUUCUGCCGUGAAGUUUCCAUUCUCUGCCGACUGAAUCAUCCGUGUGUCAUCCAGUUUGUGGGAGCUUGCUUAGAUGACCCAAGUCAGUUUGCUAUAGUCACUCAGUAUAUUUCUGGAGGAUCGCUCUUCUCCCUGCUUCAUGAACAGAAGAGAACUCUUGAUCUGCAGUCUAAAUUAAUCAUUGCUGUAGAUGUGGCCAAAGGCAUGGAGUACCUCCACAAUCUCACACAACCAAUCAUACAUCGUGAUUUGAACAGUCACAAUAUUCUCCUGUAUGAGGAUGGUCAUGCAGUUGUGGCUGAUUUUGGAGAAUCUAGAUUUUUGCAAUCCCUGGAUGAAGACAAUAUGACAAAACAACCUGGGAACCUGCGCUGGAUGGCCCCUGAGGUGUUCACCCAGUGUACAAGGUACACCAUAAAAGCCGAUGUUUUCAGCUAUGCUUUGUGCCUCUGGGAGCUGUUAACAGGUGAAAUUCCAUUUGCUCACCUGAAACCAGCGGCGGCGGCGGCGGACAUGGCGUACCACCACAUCCGCCCGCCCAUCGGGUACUCCAUCCCCAAGCCCAUCUCCGCCCUGCUGAUGAGGGGCUGGAACGCCUGUCCCGAGGGGAGACCAGAGUUUUCAGAAGUAGUCACAAAAUUAGAAGAAUGCCUGUGCAAUAUUGAGUUAAUGUCUCCAGCCUCCAGCAACAGCAGCGGUUCUCUGUCUCCCUCCUCAUCUUCGGACUGUCUCGUUGCACGAGGAGGUCCUGGCCGUAGCCACGUUGCAGCGCUACGUAGUCGGUUUGAAUUGGAAUAUGCCUUGAAUGCACGAGCUUACGCUGUCUGGUCACAGAGCACUGGGCAACACCCUUCUCAGGGUCUGUCUUUGGAUGACAUGAGAAGAAACUUCCAGUACCCACCAAUUGACAAAAACGGCUACGUGUCGGAUCCCAUGAGUACCAUGAGGUUUCAUUCCUGCAGCGGCAGCGGCAGCUUUGAAGAAAGCAGCUGACAGCAUGAACCGUCCGCCUGCAGGGAGGCUCGCCGUCAACCAGCAGCAACAGUUCUCACCGUAUCAGCCGAACUCCCAGGCAUCGUGUGUUACCCUGAAGAUCCCUAAACUGAACAGCUUCGUUUGUUGAUGGCGAAUGUCCCUGUCAUAAGUUCUGCUCUAGCACCUUUCUCUGCUGACCUGCUUGAGGGUUGAGGUUUUUUGGUGGUGUGCAUCUAUUCUUUAACGAAGUGAAUGUCCACAAGGAAUGCUGCACUUUCAUCUUGAGCAUUAAUAAUUUCAAGAGAUGAAAGUAAAAACGCGUCUGUUAGAGUUUCAGAGCUCCAAGGCAAGAUGUUCUUAGCUUGGACUGCACUAAGGCAUGGGGUAUCAGCCCCUCCCUGACCGGGAGGUGCCAGGGAGCUGCCAGCCCAGUCCCCAUCAAGAGGAGCAGCAGCCUGUCGCUCCCCACCACCAUCCAGGCCACCGUGGAGGCAAAGUUGUUCCUGCUCCCAGCUUCUGAACCAGAUCUAGUUUCUUUUUUGAGUUCCCCGCAGUCCCAGACACGUGCCGUGUCUCAUUUUCAGCACCAUGGGCUCACGCAGGUCCCCAGCACAGCAGCGCCAUGGCUGCAGCUCUUCAGACCCCUGA
Gymnogyps californianus (California condor) is the source of this 3138-nucleotide messenger RNA. RefSeq names its product TNNI3 interacting kinase (gene TNNI3K). Lineage: Eukaryota; Metazoa; Chordata; Aves; Accipitriformes; Cathartidae. Gene Ontology annotation, molecular function: protein binding; ATP binding; protein kinase activity. The transcript has 25 exons. Bases 1 to 2508 code for a protein of 835 amino acids. The record is from RefSeq and is a predicted model, not a curated record. Gene Ontology annotation, biological process: protein phosphorylation; protein localization to ciliary inversin compartment. Gene Ontology annotation, cellular component: ciliary inversin compartment.